Messenger RNA from Eucalyptus grandis, 1249 nucleotides. RefSeq names its product probable glycosyltransferase At5g03795. The record is from RefSeq and is a predicted model, not a curated record. Lineage: Eukaryota; Viridiplantae; Streptophyta; Magnoliopsida; Myrtales; Myrtaceae. Gene Ontology annotation, molecular function: glycosyltransferase activity.
AUGAGACCAUCUGCAGCGACCCGGCCGCGGAUCAGGCUUCCUGGUGGCGGCUGCUUCUUCAGUUCCAUAGCGGUGCUUGGCCUCUUGGUCAUGUACCAAAACAUCCGGUUCCUCUCCGUCAGGCUCUCCUCAUAUCCUUCGGAUACGGUGAAGGCCGCUGUGGGAGGAGAAGACGAUAUGGAUCCGUCUUCUGGAGUUUACCAUUCACGGAAGGUGUUCAAGAUGAACUACGAAGAGAUGGAGAGGAAGCUGAGGGUCUUUGUGUACCCAGGUGGGCACCGCACUCCGCAAAGGCUCACCGGCAAGUACGCAAGCGAAGGGUUCUUCUUCAAGAACAUUCGUGAAAGCCAGUUUGUCACGCUCAAUCCUGACAAGGCUCACCUCUUCUUUCUUCCCGUUUCUUGCCAUAAGCUGCGAGGCCAGGGAGUAUCCUGGGAAGGCAUAACCAAUGGGAUCCGAAAUUAUGUUCGGGCUCUGAUGCUCAGAUACCCUUACUGGAACAGAACACUUGGUGCGGAUCACUUCUUGACUUGCCAUGACAUUGGCUUGAGAGCGACAGAAGGCGUUCCACUUCUUGUAAAGAACUCGAUUCGUGUCGUGUGCUCUUCGAGUUAUAACAAUGGAUUUAUUCCACACAAAGAUGUCGCCCUUCCUCAAGUGAGGCUGCCAUUUUCUUAUCCUGCUGGCGGAAAUGAUGUGAACACCAGGCAUACGCUUGGUUUCUGGGCUGGACGAACUGAUUCCAACAUAAGAUCUGCGUUAACGACUGUAUGGAAAGGUGAUGCUGAACUUGAUAUCCAAAACAGCCGAAAGAAUGGAACUUCGGUGAAACAUAACAAGUUUUAUGGGGCUAAAUUCUGCAUUUGCCCUGGAAAGUCAGAAGUCAAUAGUCCAUGGAUAGCAGAUUCAAUCCGUUAUGGAUGUGUUCCAGUGAUUAUGUCUGACUACUAUGACUUGCCUUUCAAUGAUAUCCUGGACUGGCGAAAAUUCUCUGUCAUACUUAAGGAGAGUGAUGUCCAUCGGCUGAAGCACAUUCUUCAGAACAUUUCAGAUGCAGAAUUCGUGGCAUUGCAUCAGAACUUAGUUAAGGUCCAGAGACACUUCAUGUGGAAUACACCUCCGAAACGUUAUGAUGCAUUUCAUUUGGUCAUGUAUGAAGUAUGGCUUCGCCAUCACGUCAUCAAGUAUUGAUUUGUCCUCAUCCAUUUCAACUUUACUUCUGUACAUGAUGACAUUCUUCCACCACAGC